Chinchilla lanigera (long-tailed chinchilla) is the source of this 2263-nucleotide messenger RNA. RefSeq names its product zinc finger protein 426-like. The transcript has 8 exons. Gene Ontology annotation, biological process: regulation of DNA-templated transcription. Bases 587 to 2263 code for a protein of 558 amino acids. Lineage: Eukaryota; Metazoa; Chordata; Mammalia; Rodentia; Chinchillidae. The record is from RefSeq and is a predicted model, not a curated record.
UCUUUCUUUGAGAUGCUUGCGUGAAGCCACGGGCUCGGGUGUGGCUGGGAGGCGACAAAAAACAGGUCUGACCGCUGGAGCCGCGGGCCCCUCAGGCUGGACCGGGUCAGAGGGGCCACUAGAGGCCUCGAGAAGCUGGGAUGGCAGUGUCGCUGCGCUUUCUGUGUCACCCCCGCCCGGGCCCCUGGGCUCGCCUCCUGCAAAGCCUCCCAGAGCAUCGGGUGCAGCGGCUCGUAGAGCGUUUACCUAGCAUGCAUGAGACCGUGGGUUCCACCCAGCAAUGCCAAAAAAAAAAAAAAAAGAAGAAGAAAAAAAAAAUCCCUCCUGAGAACCUUUCUGAAUUUUUUUUCAGAGAGGACACAAAUUUUCCCGAGUCUAAUCACGUUGAAUCUGGCGUGCGUCCCCCAACCUCAAGGAGCUGACAAUUCCAGCCCAUUCUGGUUGGAUCUCCUUCUGUUGCCAAGGCUGAUUUUGAACUUCUGUGUUCAAGUGAUCCUUCUGCCUCAGCCUCCUGAGUAGCUGGGACUACGGUCUUCUUUCUAGGGACCCGGUCUGUUUUCAUGAAGAAAAGACAGACACAUCAAGGAUGCUGACUGACCGUGCCAGAAAUUGUUACCAGGACUUGGUGACCUUUGAGGAUGUGGCUGUGGACUUCACCCAGGAGGAGUGGGUUUUGCUGGAUCAAAGUCACAGAGACCUUUACAGGGAGGUGAUGCUGGAGAACUAUGAGAACCUGGUCUCCAUGGGACUUCAGCUCCCCACACCCAGGCUGAUCUCUUGGUUGAAGAAAGAAGAGGAUUUAAGAGCAAUGCAGACAGGAGCUGUCCAAGAAUGUGCAGUGAGACUUAGCACUGGUGAGUGUUUACAUCAACCGGAAUUUCUGAGGGAACAGAGCUCCAGCGGGCUAUACAUGGGAAAAAGGAAAAGUGUUGGUGAACUCCAACAGUUAUAUUUUAAGACACACACAAGAACUCAGAAGACAGGGAACAGUUGCAAGUGUGAUCAGUAUGGAAAAGACUUCCUUACCCUACACAUGAAAAUCUCUGUUGGAGAGCAACUUUUGGAGUUGAAUGAGCAUGAAAAAGCCUUCAGCCCAACUCCAAAUGCUAUGUAUGAAAGAACAUGCGUGCCAGAAAAACCUUUUGAUCGCAGUGACCAUGGGAAAGCCGACGUGAAUCAGUCCUGCACUCAGGCCCUUAUAGGGACUCCCAGUAGAGGAAAGCUCUAUGAAUGGAGGGGACAGUUUUUUUCUCUCCACAAACCUUGUAAGCACACACGGACCCACACCGGAGAGAAGCCCUAUAAAUGUACAGAAUGUGGGAAAGUGUUCGCUCAGCACUGGGGUCUUUCUCAGCACAUACAAAUUCACAGUGGAGAGAAACCCUUUGAGUGUAAGGAAUGUGGGAAAGCCUUCGCCCUGUCUUCACACUUAACUAAACACACAAGAAUUCACAUCGAAGGGAAGCCCUACAAAUGUAAGGAAUGUAGGAAAUCCUUUGGAAAUUCCUCCUACCUUAAGAAGCACAUGCGAAUUCACACUGGGAUCAAGCCCUAUAAAUGUCACAAAUGUGGAAAAGCCUUCACACAGUCCUCAGGCCUUACCAAACAUAUGCGGUCCCACAGUGGGGAGAAGCCGUAUGCCUGUCAGGACUGUGAGAAAGCCUUUUCUACAUCCACCUGCCUUGUUGCCUGCAGAAGGAUUCACACUGGAGAGAAGCCUUUUGUCUGUAAAGAAUGUGGGAGAGCCUUCGCUAGGUACUUUUGUCUUAUUGGGCAUAUCAGAACUCAUGCCAGAGAGAAGCUCUAUACAUGUAAAGAAUGUGGCAAAGCCUACGCUACGUCUUCUGACUUCAACAGACACUCAAGAAUUCAUACUGCAGUGAAUCCCUAUAAAUGUAAGGAUUGUGGCAAAAGCUUUACUCAUUACUCAAGCCUCUCGGCGCAUCACAGGACACACACUGGGGAGAAGCCUUACGAAUGUGAGACAUGUGGGAAGGCAUUCACAUAUUCUUCAAGUCGCAGUAAUCACAUACGAACUUACAAAGCCUCAGAGCCGUUUAAGAAGUCUGGGACCGCCUGUUGCCUGUAUCCCUUAAUAGUCACGUGUUAUUCGAUUCCGGUGAAAAACAUGGAAGUACACAAUGUGACAAAGUCUUUCUUUACUCCCAUUCCUUCAAAGUACAUGAAAGCAGUGGAGACAAGUAAUGAGUGGGAUAAAGCUGACUCCUGGUUUUCAGAAGCUCAUUUGCAAAAUGUUUUGUAG